AUGGCGGAACCCGUCCAGGAGGGCAGGUCGCUGGACAUCGGCCCCGGGCCACGCUCUCCCACCUCAGAAGAUGAUGAGGCUUCUCGGCGAAUGUCACAAUCGUCCUUUGCGAAGAGAUGGGAUCAAAUUGCAGGACAAAUAGGAGAAGAUGUACAUGUUUUCCCGUCUCAUCCUGGGCAACUCGCCGUACACACAGUCCCCACCAGACCCGAAUCCACAGAUACCUUCCACGAGGCACAACUGGCGUUCAAGGAUUUUGACGGUGUUCACUUCUCUCCCGAGACCGAAGAAUACGUCGAGUUGGGUGCGGAUGGCGAAGAGAUCCGUCGGAUAUCUGCCCGCACUUCGUCAGGCAGCCUCCUCGAUGUGGGCGCCCUCCUACGAAGCCCACCUCCCAAGGUGUCACUCGGCGCUCCGCCACCCGACGAGAACAUGGUCUAUUAUCCAGCACCAGUGCCACGGAUGUUGAAUUUGCCUAAGAGGCUUUCUCAACUCCCCGCGGCCACGGUGCAGGCUCGUCGGCGUACACAAUUGAUCACUGAUAACCACGUUGGUGCCCGACAGUCUGCAAUUUGGCCCUCGCAAACCAAUCUGAGCGAUUCGUCGCACGAACAAAUAGCUGGUGUGGAUCCUGUGGGGACAGGGGAAAAUCGCCGUAGCAUGUUGAACCAGCGCGUCAGCAUGGCCAAUCUUCCACCACAACUACGAGCCAGUGUCUACUUCGAGCAUGAGUCUAUUGGACAAGAAGUCGAGGUCAAGUCAGAGUCAGCUGUGGCCACCCUUGAUAGCAUUCUCAAUGCGUCCGCUACGGCGCCGGUCAACGCGUUCACAGAUCAUCCGUUUGCAGGCGAUGUUCGCAAAUCAGUCUAUGCUUCAGGCAACGUUGGACGGCGGCGCACAGUUUUACUUGAGCCUGCGACUGUGAAGAAAGACGAGACGAAGCGGAGAAGUAAUCUGGGCCUGAAUUUCCGUCGUAGUAGCACCAAUCUCGAUGGCGAGUUGGGUCGGCCGCAGAGCCGCUCAAGUCUUGCUGCGGAUAGGACGGUAACGCAGCGGCGGAGCACAUACAGCCUUGGAGAUGAGCUGGAGCGUGUUGCCGAGACAGAAUUCUCCGAUUCGGAACAUGUGAAUGAAGACGGAGAGGUCGACGCACAUGCCCGCCAUGGUCACCGUAAGACACUGAGCGCUGGGGAUCAGAUCUACCACAACUACAUUGAAGAGGAGGAAGAUGACGAGCAGGAAUUGGAAGAGGAACAAAGAGAGUACGUGGAAGAAGAGGAGGUCAUAUACGCCGCUCCAUCGACACUGCUCGCUGAACUUCAAGUACGAAAAGCUCAGCAAAAGUCCAGAAGCAGGACCGCUGCUACAGCCUUUCCAAAUGGCAUGCAUAGUACUUUGUUGCAGUUAGAUGCCGUCGAGGAGAUCAGCAAAAAGAAUCGUAAGAUCAAACGCGUCGAGCUUGCGUGGGAAGAUCCCGGAAUGCGGAACCACGACAUAGCAGCCAAGGAUGCUGAUGAUGAAGACGUCCCUCUCGGCAUGUUGUACAAACCCAAGAACAGCAAGAACAAAGCAGGCGAUGGUAAUGAUUGGCCAAGGCCUAUGGGAUUGAUGGAGAGACGUGAGUUGGAGGACAAUGAGCCGCUCAGCAGUCGAAGGAGUAGGCUGAGAGGCGAGUCUCCACCUCGGAAUCAACGUCGGGCGCAUCGUCAAAGCAUACAGGCACUCCAACAGCCAACGAUCUUGCUUCCCAAAGCAGAAGAGGAGGAGGAUCCGUCAGAAGCCAAUGAAACCCUUGGGCAGAGAGCAUGGCGCUUGAAGACCAAGGACAAAUUAGACACCGCCAUAUCUGACGUUGCACCGAAGACUGGAGCUCGACCUCUGAGCACAUUUUCCGAGGAUGUCCUUGGUCAAUUCGGAGGCCUCGACGUUGCGGAUGAGUCGACCAAAGAGGGUACGGCAAAUCCAUCAGGUUCGGCAGAGGCGCUGCCCCAGGAGGAAACAUUGGGCCAGCGCCGAGCCCGACUUCAACGGGAACGUGAAGCUUCUGGCGAAAUGGCCCGCCCUGCCACAGCAUCACCCUCGCGACCAGUUCUACGCUCGAAUAAUAGUCUGGCCGACCUGCUCUCCGCCAACCCCGUGGGAACGAGAAUGGCAAACAAACACGCCGAGCCCGUCCAGGGCACCCUCCUUCACGCCAAUGCACAAAUGCAGCUGAAACACAAACAAGACCUCUCGCAGCAAAACUUCCGCUCCUCUAGCAUGUUACACAACCACCCCUUGGUCAACGCCAACCAAUUCCCAACCCGCGACAUCAGCGGCGGCGGCCUCCUCGGGAACCACGCAAGUCGGCCCCGCAACGGCGGUUUCGCAGGCGGGAUGUACAACCACAGCGGCCAACCCAUGCCCCUAUCCGCCGUCUCCUCUCCCACCCUCGGCAUGAACAAUACAGGUUACUUUUCACCUCCGAUGGAAGCUAUGCACUUUUCGCCGCAACAGCAAACCCUCAUGAGUCCCGCCGCUUACUCGACCAUGCCGGCUGCGGCUAUGGUCGGAGCUUAUGGUUUUGGUGGCAUGCCGUAUGGGAGUCCCGUGGCGAUGGGCAUGCAGGGAAUGAUGCCGAUGGCAGCGCCGAUUGUGGAUCCGGCGUUGAAACCUGAUCAGAGGAAUGCUAUCGAUCGAUGGCGGAUGGGCAUCGACUCGUAG
Molecule: messenger RNA, 2703 nt
Organism: Dissoconium aciculare CBS 342.82
Lineage: Eukaryota; Fungi; Ascomycota; Dothideomycetes; Mycosphaerellales; Dissoconiaceae
Exons: 1
Coding region: 1-2703 (900 amino acids)
Source: RefSeq, a predicted model, not a curated record